Molecule: messenger RNA, 3486 nt
Organism: Drosophila kikkawai
Lineage: Eukaryota; Metazoa; Arthropoda; Insecta; Diptera; Drosophilidae
Source: RefSeq, a predicted model, not a curated record
GGCGAGCGGUGGGUUCAUAGUCAGACCCGCUUAUCAGUCGGGGGCAGAAAUGGGAUUGAGUAUACCUUGGGAUCAAAGUCCCACUCUCCCACUAAUCGGGCUCUGGGACCUGCACUGCAGUCGCACUCGGAAUCGAUGGCGCAACUCUCCUCCGCAGAUCUCAGCCAGGGAUACCGAGAGCGCGAGAUUUCCCCAAUUCUAUCGCCGCCUUCCCUUGACAACGGGCGCCCAUUCAGAGCGCUAAUGAAACCUUCAAUCCGCAAUCUCUGGGCUCGGAGCUGUGAUGAUUUAUACAACGAUCGCCAAAGAUCACAGACAGCGGACCCGGCAAAUGCAGAGGAGGACGAGACUAAGGAGGAGGAGAGCGGAUGAUCAGCAGGAGGAGAGUUGGCGACAACAUCACCAAUACUUGCACACUGAUCAGGCAUAUAUAAGUGUUUAUAAGUGCGGUAGCUAAUUACUGCUACUACACUGGGAAUCACAAUAGGUAGAAAGCUUGACUUUACUGAUCCCGAUUUCUAAAAAAUAUAUAAGGAAUUUCUCAGUUGUUUAUAUAAUAAAUUCAGCUUGACAACUAUAAUUCUCGCCUUGCCAAAAAUAUUGAUACUGACCUACCAGAAAUUCUAGCAAAUCAUCAUUGUUAAGGUCACUUUUGAGUCAAUAGUUUGCUUGAUUGUCUGAAUGUCUCGCCCCGAUAGUGAUAAGUUCUUACAAUUUAAUCAUGGUCACUAUGUCUCAAAUCUAUUUCCAGCCGAAAUAAAAACAGUUCAAUAAACUAAUCGGCGCGAUAAAGAAGCACUAAAGGUAAACGUUUAUAAAAACUCAAUACAUUUGAGACUAGCCGUAUGGGGUUUUCUACACUGGCAACAAUGUUGUCAACUGGAUUAUAACAUAUUCUUGAUUGAACGAAGCAUUAAUAUAUUCUUUAUUAAUCAGUUUCCUAACAGCUAAGGAUUAUUACAAAAAUAUUUGUAGAAUGGCUUAGACUUGGGACCGAGACAUGUAACAACGCAAUUAGCUAACAUUAAGAUGACAAAAUACAACACACAAAGAAAUUAGGUAAACAAUUACUAAUCAUAUAUUUUAAAAUAAAUCUAAGAUUAUUUGUAAUUAAUAAAUUAUUUUUGGGGGAUAUUAAGCGGUAUUUGAUGAUAAAAUAGAUACUUGACUGAAAUUUAUCUGAUCAUAUAACUAAAUCUUUCGUGUUUUCUCCUUGUGUACACAUGCAAUGGCAUAGGUGCUGGCAUGUAUUGGCCGAUCCCAGCCAAUGGGCAUGUGCCUGGGGCGGGUUAUCAACGCGGCACGGCCCGGCUGCAUCCCGUAGGUUUAAAGUAUAGCUCCUAUUUAAAACGCGCUUUAGUCACAGUUCGGAUUUUGCCAGCAACAGCACGGCGACGAUUAUCGGUGAUUAUACGGCGGAGAUUAUACGGCGAAGAUUACACGCAGGAAUACGCGACUCCACGAGAGAGUGUGUUGUGUGCGAGAGAGAGUGAAGAGUGAAGAGAAAAUGUCGCAGACUUUGGACGAUCUGCUGCUGCGCCAGGAGCAUGCCCGGCAACUCCGCCAGGCCUCGCGCUCCAAGUUCCGGCGCAUCAAUUCCCUGGACCUAAUACCAGAGCAUCCCAGUCAAUCGGAGGAGGAGGAGGACAAGGACGCGCAGACCCCGCAUCGGCACUUUGUGACCCUGCGACGCCAGCGAACGGCGGACGGCAGUCUCCUGCGAAGCCAGUUCCAGACGCAGGCUCCGCCGCAGCCUAGCCUCGGGACUCGGGUGCUGCUCUUUGGCCCCCAGCUGCUGAUGCGUCUGGUGCUGACCAUCCUGAGAUACGUUCUUUACAUACCGCUAUCCAUAGCGGCUCCCAGCUUCUGGCUGUCCGCCCUGCUCUGGAUCUUCUGGAAACUGCUGCGAGUGCCCAUCGCCCUGGUCAAGUGGCUGCUGAGCGGUGAGGAGGAGCUGGGCACGGUGCAGCGUCAGAAGACCAUUCUCCUGAGCUGCGGCAGCACCAUCCAGACGCUUCAUUUGGCUAGAAACUUUUACGGUUCCGGUGCCCGCGUGGUGGUGUUCGAAUUCGAAGGACUAUUCGGCCUGGCCCGCUUCUCCACGGCGGUGGACAAGUUUUACGUGGUGCCCCGGCCCACGGCCAACAAUCCCGACCAGUACAUAGCCGCCUUGUGCCACAUCGUUAAGAAGGAGCGGCCGGCGGUCUACAUACCCGUCUGCGCCACCAGUCCGGCCUACUACGACGCCCUGGCCAGACCGCACCUGGAGGUGCUAGGCUGCGCCAGCUUUAUUCCGGGAAUACAGGAGACUCAGCAGCUGGACGAUUGUCUGCAGCUCUUCCAGAGAUGCGAGCAGCAACAGAUGGCCCUGCCAGCUCAUGUUGUCCUAACGGCGCCCCGACAGCUGCAGCAGAUCUACGAGAGCGGCUUCGUGGGCAGCUACAGGAACAUCCUGAUGGCCGCCGGAAUGCAAGGAGUGCUCGAACGGCACAAGUAUAUAUUGCCCAACCGGAGGGCAGAACUGAAGCUGAACCAACACGAGAUAAGCGAACGACAGCCGUGGCUUGUGGUAAGGGAUCAGCCGGGCUACCACCACUACGUGACCUGCACCACCGUCAAGGACUCGCGGGUUGUGGCCAACGUGAGCUGCCGUGUGGAGCAUCACACCAAGAACCUUAUACCCGUGCCCCGCGAUGACGAGGCCCAAAUCGAGCUCUGGCUGCGCUCCUUCUUCGCCAAGGUGCGCUUCCAGAGGCCCAUCAAUGGACACAUCAGCUUCCGCCUGGUCAAGAGUCCCGCCCAUGGUGGACAGUUUGUGCCGCUGGGCACGCGGCUGGGCGUGGCCCUGCCCUACAUAUGCCACAAUCGAUCACAUGCCCAACUCCUGUGCCGCGCCAUGAAGUGCAUCCACCGACGGGGGCUGCCCGAGGAUGAGCUGCCCAAUUGGAGCUGGUCGGCGCUGGAGCGGAGUACUUCAACGACGGCCCUGGACAAGCGGGAGGCGCUGUUCGCCUACUGGGACCCGCUGCCGUACUGCGCCUACUAUCACUUCCAGCUGCCGCUCGAGAACGUGAAGCUGUUUUUGCAGCGCCGGAAUCGCGCCACAGCCAAAAGUUUAUCGCCCCGCAUCACGGUGCCGGUUCAUUGAACGGACAAGGAGGGAGAGAGGGGAGCCACUGCAUCCGAGGAUGGGGAGCAACAGGCACGGGAGCACGGAGCAGGGAGCAGGGUGGGGCCAGCGAGAGAGAUUACACAGACUGAUCAAUAAUGGAAAAUAUAUAUAACAAUAUAUAUAGAGCUUAUAGUAUAUAUUUUUGCAUUUUAUACUAUUUCUUUUUUUUUGUUUACGCCAAUGGGGUUCAACAUCCAUCUAAGAAGAUUAGGCUCGUUAAAAAAAAAAAAACAUGUACCAUACAUACAACCACACCAACACACACUAUAUUCGUCUAUACUUAUACUGUACAAUAAAUAAUAUUUAUAAUUUAA